CAGGGGUUUGGGUAGGCUGCAGGUAACCCUCACCCCAGCUGGCUGCCCCUCCACGUUGCACUCCCUCCAGGCAGCACCCCAUGGGGCAUGUUCAACUCCAGCAGCAAAAGAGGUACCCAUGGCUGGCAGACCCCAGCAGUGGCUCCUCUUCAUGCUGUGACCUUGCAUGUGGCUGUGAUUUACUUACUGGUGCAAAGAGGUGCAUGGGGAAGGAGAAGGGGGUGAAAAGGGAAGAGGGGAGGGUGGCAGCUGUCUGUGGAGGUGGUUGGUGAGCAAGGCUGAGCUCUGAGGCAGGGAGCUCCUUAUGCCAUGCUGUGGGUGCAUGCAAGGUGGGGCACUGCUGGGGGGCAGAUUUGGGAUAAGGCAGAGGGGCUGUUCCUGGGCUGGGUAGCAUCAAUGUCCCAGUGAGAGAUGAGCUCACCCCUGUUGGGUGAGAGGAGCAGCCAAGCCUCCUCCAUGCACCCAUUGGUGACAGUUUUGCACCCCUCUAUGGCUCCCAGUGGGGGGGUGCCUGUGCCAGGCUGUGUAGGUGCAGGGGUGAGAGCUCACCUCUAAGUCCCUUGGGCAGCUUUGUGGUCUCCCUCCUCCUCUGCAGCCCGGGUCCCCCGAGGGACCCCAGAGGGUGCUGGGGCGGGAAGAGGGAGGGCCAAGGCAGGUCUCUCCUCCCCUGCCCUCCCCUUUCCUGCCUUGCUGGGUCUGUUGCUCUCAGACCAGCUGCCUGCUGGGGCUGUGUCUGGGGGGAUGUCGGUUGCUGGAGUGCUCUGGGACCCGCAGGGGCUGCAAACGGUGGGCAUCAUUCUGCUGCUCUGCUCCAGCCUCAAGCUACUGCAUGCCCUGGGCAUCAUCGACCUGUCCAGGGGAGACAGCGUUGAGGAUGAGUUUGAGCUCUCCACCGUCUGCCACCGCCCCGAGGGGCUGGAGCAGCUCCAGGAGCAGACCAAGUUCACUCGCAAAGAGCUGCAGGUCCUGUACCGAGGCUUCAAGAACGAGUGCCCCAGUGGCAUUGUCAAUGAAGAAAACUUCAAGCAGAUCUACUCACAGUUCUUCCCGCAGGGAGACUCCAGCACGUACGCCACCUUCCUCUUCAAUGCCUUCGACACUGACCAUGACGGCUCCGUCAGCUUUGAGGACUUUGUGUCUGGGCUGUCCACCAUCCUACGGGGCACCAUUGAUGAUCGCCUGAACUGGGCUUUCAACCUCUACGACCUGAACAAAGAUGGCUGCAUCACCAAAGAGGAAAUGCUGGACAUCAUGAAGUCCAUCUAUGACAUGAUGGGCAAAUACACCUACCCAGCCAUGCGGGAAGAAGCACCCCGGGAGCACGUGGAGAACUUCUUCCAGAAAAUGGACCGAAACAAGGACGGUGUGGUGACAAUCGAGGAGUUCCUGGAGUCCUGCCAGAAGGAUGAGAACAUCAUGCGGUCCAUGCAGCUCUUUGACAGUGUGAUUUAGCUCCCGGACCUGCCUCCAGCUGAGCUCUCCUGCCACUGGGCCCAGAACCUGCUUCUCUCUCGACUUUUCCUUCAAGCCUCCUCUCCACCGGCUGCACAGACACCUCCAUGAAAACAGGUCUCCCUUCCCGGAGACACGGUCAGCGCUGGGAUGCUCCCUUCCCCCUGGGCUGGCUCUGCUUUCCUUGGGGGAUCCCAUGCAGGUGCUUCUGGACAUUGGAGCAUGGGCAUGGCUGACACGGGGUGAGCAUUUGGCCUAGAUGGACCUCUCUGCACCUGCUCCCAGCAGGGAAACUGCAUCCUUUGGCUGUGAUAGAUUUCCCCCAUGCACAGCGUCCCGUGCAGCCACAGCACCCCAUCCCUGACCCUCCUCAGCCCUGGGAGCCCCCAGCA
Messenger RNA from Pezoporus occidentalis (night parrot), 1844 nucleotides. It is a transcript of the gene KCNIP2, whose product is annotated as potassium voltage-gated channel interacting protein 2. Gene Ontology annotation, biological process: regulation of potassium ion transmembrane transport. The transcript has 8 exons. Bases 742 to 1452 code for a protein of 236 amino acids. Gene Ontology annotation, cellular component: voltage-gated potassium channel complex. The record is from RefSeq and is a predicted model, not a curated record. Lineage: Eukaryota; Metazoa; Chordata; Aves; Psittaciformes; Psittacidae. Gene Ontology annotation, molecular function: calcium ion binding; potassium channel regulator activity.